Ceraceosorus guamensis is the source of this 387-nucleotide messenger RNA. Its product is annotated as PH domain-like protein. The record is from RefSeq and is a predicted model, not a curated record. Gene Ontology annotation, molecular function: enzyme activator activity; mRNA binding. The transcript has a single exon. Gene Ontology annotation, biological process: deadenylation-independent decapping of nuclear-transcribed mRNA; deadenylation-dependent decapping of nuclear-transcribed mRNA; positive regulation of catalytic activity. Lineage: Eukaryota; Fungi; Basidiomycota; Exobasidiomycetes; Ceraceosorales; Ceraceosoraceae. The annotation marks the transcript as partial. Gene Ontology annotation, cellular component: P-body.
CGACAGGCCUUCAACAUGAAGGUGCUAUCGCGCUACGACCCUCAUGCAGUCUCGUUGCUGCAGAGCACCUCCUUCGUCGUCCUGUACACGUACGACGAGCCAAGCAGCGCGUGGUCCAAGACAUCCAUCGAAGGUCCUCUGUUCAUCUACUCUCGAAGCUCCUCUCCGACGUAUGGACUGUUCGUGCUGAAUAGAAAUGGCAUGGACAAUUUCAUAGCGACGCUGGGAGAGCGAGAUGAGGUGGAUUGCAACGAGGGCUUCUUCAUCUACAGACCUGCCGCCGAGGAGGGGCAGGAGGAGGAGGAGGAGAGCAGUCGCACGUACGGCAUUUGGAUCUUCGAAGAAGAGCAGCGGGAUACGUUGGGACAGGAACUCGUCAGGUGCGUU